AUGAGCGAGAAAGGAGGUGAGUCAGCAACUCUGAAAGAGACAGGCAUGAGGGACAAAGGAAGUGAAUCAGCAUGGGUGGAAGAAGUGAAGUACAGAUACACAGAGGGAGCUUGGAGUAGAAAAAGGAUGAGAGAGUCUUUCGGCACUGUUUGCAUUUACAGAAUUCCCAUGUUUCUCAGGGAUUUAAAUACUGCAGCCUAUACACCUCGUGUUGUAUCCUUGGGCCUUUUCAAUCAUCAACCCACUAAGGAGUUGUCUGAGAUGGACCGUCGCAAAGUGGACGCCCUUCUGAAAAUGUGGCAAAGGCUUCCACCACAAAAGCAAACCUCCUUAUUCGAUGUGUUUAAUAAAGAAUCCUCCAUCUCUCGCAUAACAAGCUGCUACGAAGAAGAAACAGAUGCCGCGGAUGAUACUGAUGUUUGGAAUUGCCUUCUGGAUGGCUGCUUUAUUCUUGAAAUUCUCAGAGUUCUGACACGGCCAGAAGAGAAAAAAGAUCAGCCUGGCUUUCCUCCUCCUUCAGAUGCUGAGGAGGAUUCUGAUCCCAUUUACAACAAGAACAGGAUCAGAUCUUGCCAAUUUGAUAGCCUGGGUGAUUUUUUCAUGAUGGAAAAUCAGAUCCCCGUUGUGGUUCUGGUAAAGCUAUUGCAAUUGGAGAUGGAUCCACCUCAGAAUGCUGCGAAAGAAUUGUACAGAAUGCUUCGUGAAAUAACUUUAAUAGUUCACCCUUUCCUAGCCAGGGGGUUUCGCAAGGAAACACCAGAUUGGAUUGAAGAAGAUAAAGAUCUGGAGAAAUACAAUCACAUGCUAGGAUUGUUCCACAGCUUUGUGACAGAAGAAUACCUAACUCGGGGUCAAAAGGAUAAACCCCAACAAGAAGCUAAAAAGGAUUCUUCUGCUAUUUGCAUUUCAAAAAAAAAUUGUAUGGGCAAACCUCAGGAAGGAGAUCAACUGCAAACUCAGGGUGAUAAAAAACAAAAAGAGACCGAGAAAAAACAUGAUGAUGAGCGGUUCCUCAAAGCAUUGAAAUUGCAGAAAGAAAUGUUUGUAUUACAGUGA
Cryptomeria japonica (Japanese cedar) is the source of this 1056-nucleotide messenger RNA. RefSeq lists its product as uncharacterized. The transcript has a single exon. The coding region runs from base 1 to 1056 and encodes 351 amino acids. Lineage: Eukaryota; Viridiplantae; Streptophyta; Pinopsida; Cupressales; Cupressaceae. The record is from RefSeq and is a predicted model, not a curated record.